Staurois parvus is the source of this 467-nucleotide messenger RNA. NCBI's taxonomy places the organism in Eukaryota, Metazoa, Chordata, Amphibia, Anura, Ranidae. The record is from the annotation of a GenBank genome assembly.
GAAACAGAAAGGGCAAAUCUCAAGCUCUUCUUCUCAGUAACUGAGCUAAUUUUCCUCUGGAAUAUUUUAAAGUCAUGUUACUUUUAUUAGCACAUUUUUGCCUAUGUACAUUUUAUUGGGAAAAAUAAUCUAUUCUCUAUUUUGUUUUACAGGGCCUUUAUAUUUUCUUGAUUUAUGCCAUUUAUAACAGUGAGGUCAGAAAUGCAAUUCAGAGGAUGAAAGAAAAAAAAAGGGCCCUAUCAUUCACGAAUUGUUCUCAGCCUACAAACUAUUUAUCCAGUCCAAGGAAUACCAUAUGGGACAAUGGAAAACCAAGGCUCACCCCACCGAAAAGUAGUUCAUCCACUAUGCCUAUAAGGAAUACAUCAGGCAAGGGAAAUGUAGUGGUCAAGCACCCUGUAAACAUAUAUUCCAUCCUGUCGACAGACAACACAGUGAGUAGAAACUUCUUUAAUUUGUCUUGUUCU